CUAUGUGACGGAGGCUGCAUGCUUUUCGGCCAAGAGCACAAGGGUUGGAGCCGCAAUAUCUGGCGUAAAUCUGGAGACAUGUUUUUUCUACGCAUUAUUGACGGACAGUUUAGUAAUAGCCUAAAUGUUUUUGAUGCUGCCCAUGGAUACAUUGAAUGAAACGGCACAAAAGAGAGGACACAUAUUACGGAAAGUGUGCAGUUCUAGCUGUCCCGUGCCUAAUCCUCUUCGUUUAUACACAAUUUGUUGGAGACAGACCCGAACUUCGAUGCGUUUAGCUGGAGAUUGUCAAGAUGAAAACCACAGGACAUCUUUUUACGGAGGGAAGCCUCGCCGCAUCUUUGUUUUUAAGCUAUCUUUCCAGUAAACUGGCGGACAUUGGUUGCAGAAUAGGAUAAUAAAUCGCUCCCAUUCUUCUCACCCCUAGCAGUGUAUUCUGAAGUAAAUUCUGAAGUUGAAGAAAUAAGCAAAUCGUCAAUUGCCGAGUUUUUGAGCAACCACUCUACAAACCCGACAGGAGGGAUUAGGUGAUGGCAGCUCAUGUGGUUUUAUCGCUCUCUCUCCUCGUUCUUACCCCUGCCUCGGCCGCGGACGUCGAGGAGCGGCUGGUGAACCGACUCCUGGGCCCGGAGCGCUACAACAAGCUGAUCCGGCCCGCGGUCAACAAGAGCCAACAGGUCACCAUCGCCAUCCAGGUGUCCCUCGCGCAGCUCAUCAGCGUGAAUGAGAGGGAGCAGAUCAUGACAACGAAUGUGUGGCUCACUCAGGAGUGGAACGACUACCGCCUGAAGUGGGACCCUCAGGAGUACGAGGGCAUUAAAAAGCUGAGAAUCCCAUCUCAGCACAUCUGGCUGCCAGACAUCGUCCUCUACAACAACGCUGAUGGAACCUAUGAGGUGUCUUUCUACUCCAAUGCAGUGGUGUCCAGCAGUGGCGACGUGUUCUGGCUGCCUCCAGCUAUCUACAAAAGCGCCUGCAAAAUCGAGGUGAAGAACUUCCCCUUCGACCAGCAGAACUGCACGCUCAAGUUCCGCUCCUGGACCUACGACCACACGGAGAUCGACCUGGUGCUCACCAGCGACUUCGCCAGCCGCGACGACUUCACGCCCAGCGGCGAGUGGGACAUCGUGUCCCUCCCCGGACGGAAGAACGAGGACCCCGAGGACGCGGCCUACCUGGACAUCACCUACGACUUCAUCAUCAAGAGGAAGCCCCUCUUCUACACCGUCACCCUCAUCGUCCCCUGCAUCCUCAUCACCUCGUUGGCCAUCCUGGUCUUCUACCUGCCGUCCGACUGUGGGGAGAAGGUCACCCUCUGCAUGUCGGUCCUUCUGGCCCUCACCGUCUUCCUCCUCCUCAUCUCCAAGAUCGUGCCCCCGACCUCCCUCGCCGUGCCCCUCAUCGGCAAGUACCUGAUGUUCACCAUGGUCCUGGUGACCUUCUCCAUCGUCACCAGCGUGUGCGUCCUCAACGUGCACCACCGUAACCCCAGCACCCACCGGAUGCCCGACUGGGUCAAGAGGGUCUUCCUCGGGAGGCUCCCGGCCUACCUCUCCAUGCGCCGGCCCCGUGGACGGCAGCCGCGGGGCUCCCAGCCGGAGCUCAAGGACGGCGCCGAGGGCGACGCCUUCUACGUCAACGAAGAGUCGCCGAACCGGUGCGGCCGGAGGGCCGGCGACGCCCCCGAGAACGUUCUCGGGGGCGGAGAGUUCCGCAGGAGGGUGACGGUCAGGUGCGACGAGGACGUGAAGGAGGCGGUGGACGGCGUUCGCUACGUGGCCGAGCACCUGAAGGAAGAGGACGAGGAUCAAUGCAUAAUCGAGGACUGGAAGUACGUGGCCAUGGUGAUCGACCGGCUCUUCCUGUGGAUAUUCGUCCUGGUGUGCGUGACGGGCACCGCGGGGCUGUUCAUGCAGCCGCUGUUCCAGAGCCACAACGUGCCCGUCGUGGACGACCAGUAAACCAAACGCUGCCCACGGUAACCCCAGCAACGCGACCAGCUUCCCAGCAACAAACUUACCAAAUGACAGGUGCUUGGAGGCACCCAGGGACCUCUGUUUGAUGGCAGUUUGAUAAUAAUAAUCUUAUUUGACAGCACACGGCAAGGUUUUUGCCCUGCAUGUGAAUGGUUAUUCUGGCCGUUGUUUUGUAUAAAGGCCAGAGAGGGCUUUUUCACUUUUUUUGGAGUUCGCGGCCAGUUUCAAAGGUCCAGAAUGCAGAGUGGGAGAAAAAUGACAGAGAUUACAAACAGAAAUCCUAAUCGUUCUGUCGAUGUGCUGAAUCGCAUCUGUGACAUUGAUUACAUCGGAAAAUAUGAUUUUUUUUCCCCCCCACUUUCUGCAGAAAUUAUUUCUGGCAUACAGCUGCCGCAGCAAAAUGACAACUUCUGGGAGGUUUAAGGGAGGGGAGGGGGAACUGGUAGUGCUUAAAGUAAAAGGAUCGCUCACUGGACUUCACAGCAGUGGGUGACCUUGAAAUUUCAUGUUAGAGGUGGAACAUUCCAGAACAGUAUUGCUUUUGAAUGAUGCUGCAUAUCCAUUUGAAGAAAAAAAAAAAAGGUGAAGACUUUCAGGUGCCGAGGUGAUCUUCUAUAAAUGUGGGUUUCGUAAUGUAGCUGUAGGAACACAAGAUCAAGCCAGAAGCAAUAAACAGUGUGGUUGUGCAAAUCCUGGGUUAGCACCAGGCCCGAGGAGAAAUCUUAACAUCCACCCAUCCAUUAUCUGUACCCGCUGACCCUGGUCAGGGUCACGGGGGUUGCUGGAGCCUAUCCCAGCAUGCUCCAUGAGCGAGAGGCAGGAAUACACCCUGGACAGGCCGCGAACAGCUGAGCAAAAAUAUACGAAACAUUGACACCGCAGGCACUGUGAGGCCCUGUGGUUUCAGUCUCGUCGAUUCCUCGCUGGGUCAAUUUGUUUUUAUACUGUCUGCUUAAAGAAAGAGUGAAAGAAAGAAAGAAUCGAGUCUUUCAGCACAAACUUUUUGUUCUACCACGGCAACUGCAUUUACGAACACUCUUAGCAUUACCAGUACUACUGAUCAGGGAAGCCUGUUUCAACUGUGCGCAUAACUGAAUAUUUUUUAGUUAUGUGUAGAUGAGCUUUUUUUUUUCCUGUGCUCCUGUUGUUCUGAAAUAAUGUGAUAUUCCUCUUUCUGUCCUCCCGUCACCUAACAUACUGAUUUUGUUUGUCUGUCUAAAAGCUGGAUGUUAGCAAGACAGUUGGGAAUGCCUUGAAAUAAGUUUGAAAUAUGCAGAAUUUGUUAAAAGGACAAAUAAAUGAUGAAUUCUGAGUGAUUGGUUCAUUAAACAUGCUUCUUUUUAUUAUAAUUAUGUACUUUCUAAAAAGCUUGUAUUGUUCCGAAAUUAGAAUUAUAUAGAGGUUGGUGAGUGCUGCCUUCUACACAAAUACUCAGGAAAUUGGAAGCUGUUGUUUCAUUAUCAGGGUGUACUGAUUGAGAUAUUUUGGUGGAAAGAAAUUCACAGAUCCUGUACAAAAUUAAAGAUGUAAUGAACAAAAUGUGGUAUUUAAAGUUUCAUCAAGUGAUUUUAGAAGAUAUUUUAUGUACAGUGACAGGGGUUGGCGGCAAUACAUUUGAAAAGGAAGCCCUACUGACAUUUCAAAAUGCCCACCCUGUCAGUGCAUUUUAGAACUUCCCCUAAGCUGCAGUUGACAAAUGGGAGCAUCGCGUAGUUCUGGCAGGCCACG
Messenger RNA from Anguilla anguilla (European eel), 3704 nucleotides. RefSeq names its product neuronal acetylcholine receptor subunit beta-2-like. Gene Ontology annotation, biological process: regulation of membrane potential; nervous system process; monoatomic ion transmembrane transport. Gene Ontology annotation, cellular component: synapse; neuron projection; postsynaptic membrane. Gene Ontology annotation, molecular function: transmembrane signaling receptor activity; acetylcholine-gated monoatomic cation-selective channel activity. The record is from RefSeq and is a predicted model, not a curated record. The coding region runs from base 531 to 1961 and encodes 476 amino acids. The transcript has 6 exons. NCBI's taxonomy places the organism in Eukaryota, Metazoa, Chordata, Actinopteri, Anguilliformes, Anguillidae.